Messenger RNA from Halteromyces radiatus, 1307 nucleotides. RefSeq names its product 3-isopropylmalate dehydrogenase. Gene Ontology annotation, cellular component: cytosol. Bases 73 to 1197 code for a protein of 374 amino acids. Gene Ontology annotation, molecular function: NAD binding; magnesium ion binding; 3-isopropylmalate dehydrogenase activity. The record is from RefSeq and is a predicted model, not a curated record. NCBI's taxonomy places the organism in Eukaryota, Fungi, Mucoromycota, Mucoromycetes, Mucorales, Cunninghamellaceae. The transcript is spliced from 2 exons. Gene Ontology annotation, biological process: L-leucine biosynthetic process.
UUUUUUUUUUUCUUCUUUUUUUUUCUCACACUUUUUAUAUAUAAUAACAACAAUAAACGCGUUCUUAUUAUUAUGUCUGCUAAGCCUAUUACUAUUGUUUGUUUGCCUGGUGAUGGUGUUGGUCCUGAAGUCGUUGGUGAAGCCGUCAAAAUCCUUAAUGUUAUUUCUGCACAUCGUUCCAAGGCUCUCAAUGUGGAAUUCAAAUUUAUUAAUGAACUCAUUGGUUUAGCAGCUCUUGAAAAAACUGGCGAACCUCUUCCUGAUUCUGCUUUGGAAGCUUGUAAAAAUGCGGAUGCUAUUUUACUUGGAGCUGUAGGUGGACUUCCCAAUGCUCAAAUUGGUAGUGGACCUCGACCUGAACAAGGAUUACUCAAAUUACGUAAAUCUUUGGAUCUUUAUGCUAAUCUUCGACCUGUCACGUUUGCUUCAGACAGUCUUUUACCUUUAUCGCCUUUGAAAGAUCAUGUGGUGCAAGGUACGGAAUUUGUAUUUGUACGUGAAUUGGUAGGUGGUAUUUAUUUUGGUGAUCGUCAAGAAGCUGGUGAAGAUGGCAAGGCUUAUGAUACUUUACCUUACUCCCGUGAAGAAAUCCAACGUGUCACUCGUUUGGCUGCCCUUUUGGCUCAAAAACAAACACCUGUAGGUCAAAUCCAUUCCAUUGAUAAGGCAAAUGUGUUGGCUACCUCUCGUCUCUGGCGUACCACUGUCACUGAAACCUUGACCAAGGAAUUCCCUGAUAUCAAGUUCGAUCAUCAUUUGGUGGACUCGGCUGCCAUGGCCAUGGUGCAAAAUCCAAAGAAACUCAAUGGUGUAGUAUUGACAGAAAACAUGUUUGGUGAUAUUCUUUCUGAUGAAGCCUCUGUGAUUGUUGGUUCCCUUGGUCUUUUGCCUUCUGCCUCCUUGAAUGGUUUACCUGAUGGAAAGAGCAAAUGUGUUGGUUUAUAUGAACCCAUCCAUGGUUCUGCUCCUGAUAUUGCCGGUCAAAAUAUCGCCAAUCCCAUCGCCACUAUUCUUAGUGUCGCUCUUUUGUUACGUUAUUCCCUUGGUUUUGAACAAGAAGCUCAAGCUGUUGAACAAGCUGUACGUCAAGUCUUGGAUGCCAAUAUUCGUACUCGUGAUCUUCAUGGGGACAAUACUACUACUGAAGUCGGGGACAAGGUGGCCGAAGCUUUGGCUGGACUUUUGGAAAAAUUAUAGAAAUAGUUGGAUUGGUAUGUACGGAUAGUUUUAUUGUACAGUUUAUGGAUAUUGGUUUAAAAAAAAAAGCGUGUUAUCAAAUCAUUGAAUAAAAUAUGUGUUUAUACUAU